UACAAAGCAAAAUGACGGUUGCUGCUAAUAUUAGGGGAUCAUCAGCUUCAACCUACACUAUUCCAGGUGUAAUAACGUACUGGUCGACCUCCAGUCCGUUCUUUUUGGUGGGCUGUAUCACUUACAGCAACGGAGCUCUUACAGUUCCAUCUGGUGGUUUUUACUACAUUUACAUACAACUGUACGUCAGCAAGUCCAGCGGUGUAGCGUAUCCAUACUUGCGAGCAAAUAGUGCAACAAGAGUGAUGUACAUGUGGUACCAUCUGAGUGGGGGAAACAGAGCAAAAUACAGCGGAAUUAUCCAAAGAUUAAGGAAAGGUGAUAACGUUGACGUCUAUGGAAGUGGCGAACCUUACUACAUGCAUUAUCUAUACUCGUAUUUUGGUAUGUUUAAGUUAAAUUAACGAAUCUGUAAAGCAACAAUUUGUGCAGGAAAC
This is a messenger RNA of Corticium candelabrum, 437 nucleotides long. RefSeq lists its product as uncharacterized. Gene Ontology annotation, cellular component: membrane. The record is from RefSeq and is a predicted model, not a curated record. Bases 12 to 404 code for a protein of 130 amino acids. Lineage: Eukaryota; Metazoa; Porifera; Homoscleromorpha; Homosclerophorida; Plakinidae. Gene Ontology annotation, biological process: immune response. The transcript is spliced from 2 exons. Gene Ontology annotation, molecular function: tumor necrosis factor receptor binding.